Molecule: messenger RNA, 3438 nt
Organism: Oikopleura dioica
Lineage: Eukaryota; Metazoa; Chordata; Appendicularia; Copelata; Oikopleuridae
Source: the annotation of a GenBank genome assembly
AUGCUCAAGUAUUUCUUCGCCGCGGCAAUUUCUUUUUCUCACUUUGAAGCUGGAACAGGACAGCGCGUUCCGAGUUCGCAGCUUUAUCCAACGCAGAAGGUGAUUCUAGAGAAAGAGGCGCCACAGUUGACGGAUCCGAGGGAUGGAAGGAUUCUAGAGAUUUCGGCUGUUACAGUCCCAGAAAAUGAGUUUAUCGAGGCUCAAGAAAACGUCGGUGAUCAAAUGUGUCCCGUUGUCAGAACAAGUAUGGUUCCUUCAAAAACUGGUCUUCAAAUCAAGCCAGUCUAUUACACCUUCCAAAGAGAAGACAUCGUCGAAGUGGAUGUCUUUGCGAAUAAUGGACUGGUCUUCACCGAGUUUUUUCUUCAAGCAAAAGAUUUAAAAACGAACAAAACGAGCGGCUACUGGAAAGUACUCGACUCGUCUCAAGAAGCGUAUCGCUGCGGAGAGCGAGAUCUCACCCAGCUUUUGGACACGAUUCGCUGGAGGACUCCAGGAGAAACGUCAAAAGUUCGCCUUCAAUGGGUCGCUUCGUUUCCUGGUCUUCCGCGAAUGCCAGAAGAAUUGGUCAUUAUCGGGACUUUCCGGACUGCGACGGGCAAUUAUGAACACACAGUUUCAAAGACGCUUUAUUUGAGAGAUGAUAUUUCGCUGAAAGAAUGCUGCGAACAUGAAAUAACAGACGACUGCAGCCAAAUGUGCACAGCUGCAAACAUGGUCGACUCCCUUUCAAUGGCAACUGAGUCCUGCAAAAUGCAAAUUCACAAAGUCCAGCGAUGCUACCUAACUGGCAAAACAAAAGAUCAAUCUGAUCCGACAGAAAAUGAAAUCAUCACAAAAACCGAUUUCAUGCGAAAAGACUGUUGCGCGAAAGAAUCAAUUGACCAAAAAUGUCUUCCUUUUUGCGCGGAUCAGAGCGUCUCCGAAUGGCCCCUGUUGGUUGGAGAAUGUCAGCAUACAUUGAGACAAGUGACGAAUUGCUGGACGAGUACGAGCUGCGUGAAUAGGUGUAAUGGGCAGUGGAGAGGGGAUUACGCGUGUCAAUGUGAUACAGAUUGUACGAGGAGGGGAGAUUGCUGCCCGGAUAGAGAUAUGGCGUGUAAGCAAAGUUUGCCCAUAGAGCUCGAGUACUGGAAAUCCAAUAAAGUCGACUGCGGCUACCUUCCCGAAUUCGAAACCCUCCCUGAAGCCGACCUAGAAAAGCGAAUCUCUGAAGCAACUUUUGAAGGUCCCGAAGAAGAACCAAUCAUUUAUGGGAUUCAAACGGACAAAGCUUUCGUUCUGAGAAUGACAAGCUAUUUCUUCGUCCGAGCAAAAGGGACGUACAAGAUUUUUAUGAUGCUCGGGCAGCGGGAUACGGCGAGAGUGAAGAUUGACAAUAUUGAAAUCUUCAAAUCAGGAUGCUCCUGGUCAGAAUUACUCGAUGCAACGAUUUACCUGGCUGGCGGUGGACACCAAAUCGUGAUUGAAUUCACAGACACUGGCUACGCGGAUCAACUAAAACUCGCCUACUCUGGCCCCGAUACUCUUCGCAAACCAACACAAAUCCCUUUCGAGCGGCGAGAUGAUAUUCUCUACAUGGGCCCGCCUCCAGUCGUGGCAACACCAGCGUCAACGAUGACGAUGGCAAAGAAAACAACAACGACAACGGCGAAAACGACGACCACAACGCACGAGCUUUUAUCGAGGCCGGAAAUUGAACAUGAAAUCAUGAGUCAAAAUGCAGUGACGCCAAGAUAUUAUGCAACAACAAAGCCAAAGACAGAGCACACUCCUUUUGUUUUCAAUCCAAUGCAUUUUCCGAAUAACUUUCAACGAAAAGCGAAAGACCAAUCUGAGGAAGAACCAAAACGAGACGAUUUGAUCAUCAGCGUAGUCAUCAUAAACGUCGUUUUCCUGUUUAUUAUUCUCGCCUUUGGAUUCCUCGGUUUUCUAAAAUGGAGAUCGUCCAAGAAUUCGAACUCCACAAGGCCCUAUAAUCCAAAACCAUCAGGAAGGACGACAUCCGGACAACAAGGUCGAUUUGCCGAGGCACCUAGCCGAAUAGGUUCAGCUGUAGGCUCAGCCGCUUCAGUGACUCAAGAGCAGCUGCUCAAGGAUCUCGCGAAUUCUGAAACGAAGGUCAAGCCAAAGUCGAAUUUGAUGAGAAAGCCCUCGAUGAAGUCAACGAAGAGUAUCAUUAGCUCGAGAACGGUGGAUUGCGGGGUGGGAACAUCUCCUCCAAUGGCAAGGAAGAUUGAAAGCUUUGAUUCUGGAGUCGGUCUACCGCCCUAUUCCUUCCAUGUUCUACCGAAUCAAAUCUACGCAAAUCACGAAAUCAUCCCGAAUCAUUAUGAAACGCUCUCGCUGAAAUCCGUUCAACCUCGAAAACUCUCCAUCGACUCGGAGUGCCAUCCAGACACCCUGGCAAAACUCAACGAAAUAUCGGAGAAAAUCAAGUCUCGCGCGAAUUCCAGAGCUCCUUCCGUCAAACAUCUUUCCGUGGCAGAUGAGAUUCAAAUCGAAAGUUCCGGAAAAGAUGCUUCACGUGACCCUGGAGCAAGUCAGAAGAUCAAGCCAAUUUCAACAGAUGAAGAAAACGAAAAAGACGACGUUUCAAAAUCUGUCGGGCCUUUGGCGACAGAUGAUGAGAUCAGAAUCAGAAAAACGUGGCACGAGGCGAGAUUCAAGAAAAAUCUUUCGAUGAGGAGUUCCAAGCGCUCGAGGAGGAAAUCAAAACAUACGGAGGUCUCGUCAGACGCGGAUAAUGAAACGGAGGAUGAUUUCAGCACGAUUCCAUCAAGCCAUACUCCUCGAUUUAGAAGUUUUUCUUCAGAAAUGAUGAGCGAAAAACCUCUCCGCCAAGCAUCAGGAACGUCGUUUGAAUUCGAAGACCUGCCGCCACCAGCUCCUGUCCCAACAAAAACCAUCACAAUCGAACAACCAGCGAAAAAUUCCGAGAAACCUCUUCUCUCCAAUUUUUCAUUUGCUCCUUCACUCGAAGCAAAUGAUCAAGGAGGUGUAAAGAUCGGAAUAUUCGAUGCUCCACCGACCCCGCUUUUCGCGAAACGAGCGCUAGAAUUCUUUGCAAAAAAGGAUGAAAAUUGCUUAGGAAUGCAAGCCAUGCGAUUUCCGAAAACAGAGGCGGAAGUUGAAAUCAAGGAAGAGCAUUUUUCCUCUUUAGAAAACUCGGAGACAGAAGAUUCAGCUUUGGGACUCGAUGAGAAUUCAAAAAGCAGCGAUUUGAAAGAAAAAGAAGCUGAAAGUCUUCAUCAACCAUCGAAAACAUCGUUAAGCGCAAUUCAAAAAGCCGUUUCUCAAACUGUCACUGAGAGAGUUUUCGACUUGCUUAAAGAAUACAAAGCUCCAUCACCAAAUCAGGAUGACAGUAAGGAAGAAGCGAAAGAAGAAGGCAACGUUCUGUUCGAAAGAUUGGUGAAAAAAUGUCUCGAAGCUUGA